AUGGUUCGAGUCAUAGCACGGAUCGAGCGGCUGUUCCAAAACCACAAGCGCCGCUCAGAAGAAAGGCUCUACAGAGAGUUCACCAACGAAGAGAUUCGGCAAGCCAUGCUGACACUCGUUCGUCUCGUCCAGUUGGAAUCCUUUCCGGAAGUAUUCGCCCAAUUGCAGAAACAGGUAAAGAUAAAGAACAGCUCACUCAUAUCGCUCUCUCCCUUCGUAGACCUCAACGGUGUCCUCAGGGUCAGAGGACGCCUAGCGAAGAAGACCUGCUCGUUCGAUCAGAAGUACCAGAUGAUCCUACCGUCAAGCCACCCCUUCACCACUGCCAUCAUCCGCCGUUCGGUACAUAAGCUCAAUAUGCACGCAGGCGCAUUAACCACUUUGUGUGCCAUCCGAAGGGAGUACUGGAUCAUUCAUGCGAAAAAUGCCGUCAAGAAGGCCAUUCAAGAGUGCAUACGAUGCUCCAAGAACAACGUACGCCCAAUACAACCGAACAUGGGUGAUCUGCCAGUCUGUCGUUUGGAGGGAGAGUACCCGUUCUAUCGUGCUGGCAUCGAUCUCUGCGGGCCAAUCUCGAUCAAACAACGCAACAAACGAUCGACCAUCGUUCACAAUGGCUGGAGUGUGCUGUUCAUUUGUCUCGAGACAAAGGCCAUCUAUCUCGAGAUCAUCAGUGAGCUGUCCACCGGAGCAUUUAUGGCAGCUUUUGAUCGGUUUGUCAGUCGACGAGGCAAACCAGCAACCGUUUGGACCGACAACGGUACAAACUUCGUCGGUACAGCGAACGUACUCGACGAAUGGAAAUCCUUUUUCGACAGUAUCGAUAACCAAGACGGUAUUCGACGAGCAGGUAACGAAAUUGAGUGGCGAUUCAAUCCCCCAGAGGCUCCGCAAUUCGGUGGAAUCUGGGAGGGAACAUUCGACAGACCAAAUCCUUGCUGGUGA
Molecule: messenger RNA, 945 nt
Organism: Ochlerotatus camptorhynchus
Lineage: Eukaryota; Metazoa; Arthropoda; Insecta; Diptera; Culicidae
Exons: 1
Coding region: 1-945 (314 amino acids)
Molecular function (GO): nucleic acid binding
Source: RefSeq, a predicted model, not a curated record